AUGUCAUUAGUGUCCCAGUCAUUGACACUGAGAUGGAGUAUUUCUUGUCCCAUUCCCCAUUCUAUUGAUUCUUUAGGAAAAGUUGUCAAUCUAUCAUCUGAUUAUAAAGAUGAGAUUCUUGCUGAACCUGAAGUAAACCAACCUAAUCCUUCUGACUUGGACUUCCAUAGAACCAAUAUACUUCCACCACUAAGACCUCCUAUUGAUGAAUUAUUGAUACAGCUUGAAAGUGAAACAAAUGAACGUUUGCACUCUUUGAUGCAAGAAAUAUGUUUCAAGGAUGCUCAAUGGAAUUUUCACGAUAGAAUUGUUGGUGUCAUGAAUCCUAUUCUGCAGAAGAGUGAACAAGUUCUUCUGCAUGCUCGUGUAUCUGAUGGGACUACGGAUGAACCUAAGCAAGAAGUUCCUCAUUAA
Vicia faba (fava bean) is the source of this 414-nucleotide messenger RNA. Lineage: Eukaryota; Viridiplantae; Streptophyta; Magnoliopsida; Fabales; Fabaceae. The record is from the annotation of a GenBank genome assembly.